UACAUGCAUAAAAGCAUAUGCAUUUGGUGAAAUUCAGCAACUGUGUUUCUCUCGUCUUUCUUGGUUUUGCAAUUUUCUUCUUCUUCUUCUUCUUAUCCAACCAAAAGAUGGCCACCUCUGACGACACUCCCAAAUCCAUCUACGAUUUCACUGUCAAGGAUAUUCGUGGGAAUGAUGCGAGUCUAAGUGAAUAUAGUGGAAAGGUUCUUCUGAUUGUGAACGUUGCUUCAAAAUGUGGUUUGACACAAUCAAACUACAAGGAGUUGAAUGUUCUUUACGAAAAGUACAAAAACAAGGGUUUUGAGAUCUUGGCAUUCCCUUGCAACCAGUUUGCAGGACAAGAACCGGGAAGCAACGAGGAAAUUCAGGAGGUUGUAUGCACUAGGUUCAAAGCUGAAUUCCCAAUCUUUGAUAAGGUUGAGGUGAAUGGGAAGGAUGCAGCUCCCCUUUACAAAUUUCUAAAAUCACAGAAAGGGGGUUUCCUUGGAGACGGAAUUAAAUGGAACUUCACAAAGUUUUUGGUAAAUAAGGAGGGGAAGGUUGUGGAGAGAUAUGCUCCUACCACAUCUCCUCUCAAAAUUGAGAAAGACAUUCAGAAUCUAUUGGAGGCGGAGUCUUCCUAAGUAUGAAGGGCAUGUUCGCUUUGGAUUUGCAGGGCGGUCUCGGAUCAUGCUGUGUUUAUGUAAUAAAUUAUGAAUUGUGUAAAUGAUAAACAUGGUAGUUAAACUGAUGUUUGUUUGUUGGAUGGUGAAACCAGUGCUUGAUAUACUCGGAUCAUGGUGUGUUUAUGUAACAAAUUAUGAAUUUUGUGUAAAUUAUAAACAUGGUAGUUAAACAGAUGUUUGUUUGUUGGAUGGUGUCAGU
Messenger RNA from Morus notabilis, 864 nucleotides. RefSeq names its product probable glutathione peroxidase 2. Gene Ontology annotation, biological process: response to oxidative stress. Gene Ontology annotation, molecular function: glutathione peroxidase activity. Gene Ontology annotation, cellular component: cytosol. Bases 18 to 623 code for a protein of 201 amino acids. Lineage: Eukaryota; Viridiplantae; Streptophyta; Magnoliopsida; Rosales; Moraceae. The transcript is spliced from 7 exons. The record is from RefSeq and is a predicted model, not a curated record.